This is a messenger RNA of Brettanomyces bruxellensis, 450 nucleotides long. It is a transcript of the gene COX4, whose product is annotated as Cytochrome c oxidase subunit 4. The record is from RefSeq and is a predicted model, not a curated record. Gene Ontology annotation, biological process: mitochondrial electron transport, cytochrome c to oxygen. NCBI's taxonomy places the organism in Eukaryota, Fungi, Ascomycota, Pichiomycetes, Pichiales, Pichiaceae. Bases 1 to 450 code for a protein of 149 amino acids. The transcript has a single exon. Gene Ontology annotation, cellular component: mitochondrial envelope.
AUGUUAAGACAAACUUUGAAACUGGCUAAGCCAACAAGACUUUUCUCAACUUCUGUUAUUGCAAGAAACUCUGUAAAGACUCCUAAGAAGUUUAAAACCGCAAAGAACUUAUCGGAGGUUCAUUCGGAAUAUGAUUUGAUUGGUACAGGUGCUCAGAAGGGAGAGGUUCCAACCGAUUUGGAGCAGGCUACAGGUCUUGAAAGGUUGGAGCUUUUAGGUAAAUUGGAAGGUGUGGAUAUUUUUGAACAGAAACCACUUGACACGUCCAGAAAGGGAACGAUGCAAAAUCCUAUUUUGAUUGACUCUUACGAAAAAUACAGAUAUAUUGGAUGCACAGGCUCUCCAGCAGGAUCCCACAUUGUCAUGUGGUUGAAGCCAACAGUUGGCAAGCCGGCCAGAUGUUGGGAGUGUGGUUCUGUUUACAAGAUAAACUACCUGGGAAAAGAUUAA